UAACCCAUUCCAUAGCGCCAUUACGCCACAGCUGAACUAAAUGCCCAGUCAAAGUAAAAGUAAAGCAGAAAAUGGCGGCAUCUCUUGGAAACAGAAACAGCUUCCAUCUCCUAACUCGGUUUCUCAACUCACCGAGUCUCCAUCGAAGGUGGCUUGAAACCAUAGCCUACGAAGAACUGCGAGCUCAUCCAGACAAACCUUACACCUCAACGGCCGUCUUCAUCCAUGGCUUUUUGGGAUCUGCCAGAAAUUGGAGAUCUUUCUCUCGCAACCUCUUGCACUCUCUCUCCAAUUCCUCUCCCUCUUCCAAUUGGAGGAUGGUGAUGUUGGAUAUGAGGAAUCAUGGACAAUCAACGGAGAGGAAACUGAAUCCGCCUCAUGAUUUGGAUAAUACGGCGAAAGAUUUGGCCGAUUUGGUAAAGGCUGAAGGUUGGUGUUGGCCUGAGGUUGUUAUAGGCCAUUCCAUGGGUGGAAAGGUGGCCUUGCAGUUUGCUGAGAAUUGUAGCCGUGGUGAUUAUGGUGAUUCUGCUCUCUGGCCUAAACAGCUCUGGGUACUGGAUUCUGUUCCUGGGGAAGUAAACCCUGAAAACAGUAAUGAAGAAGUCCGAGAUGUUUUAGCAACCUUGCAAAGUUUACCAUCACAAUUCCCAUCCCGGAAGUGGCUUGUGAGUCAUCUGAUGGGACUUGGUUACUCUAAGGCAUUGUCAGAUUGGAUAGGCUCCAAUCUGAAGAAAGUUGGUGAUCACGAGACAUGGUUAUUUGAUCUUCAAAGUGCUAAGGAGAUGUUCGAUUCUUACUGUAUAAAGUCCUAUUGGAAUCUAUUGGAGAACCCACCGAAAGGUAUGGAAAUAGUAAUUGUGCGUGCCGAAAAAAGUGACAGAUGGGACCAAGGUGCUAUUGAGCGGAUCCAAAAACUAUCCAGUCGGGGAGGAAAUGAAUCUCUUGGAAAGGUUUCCUUCUGUGUUCUUCCAAAUGCUGGUCAUUGGGUUCACGUGGACAACCCAAAGGGACUUCUUGAGAUUGUUGCUUCCAAGAUAGAAUCCCUUUAGUUCCUGUUUUGGUUGGACUAUGGGGUAUCCAUCGUUAAAAUUGUGUCCAGAGUCGGAAUUCUAAACAAUAAGCAGAAGUGGUUGGCCAGUCAUAACAAAUUCAUUAUGUACAAUUUAUCAACUACCAAAAAAUUACAUUCAAUUUUUAUUGUAUAUGCGAACUUCAGUGCGCUGAUUUUGACACUGCACUCCUCAUCUCUCACCUAAUGGUCCACCCCACAGUUGAGUAAAACCCAGAAGUAUUCAUAAUUGUCACUUACAAGGGUUAUGUUAUGUUUAAUUAUUUUGUUAUGUUUAUACAUGUGUAGUGUGUCUCUUCAUGUACGUGUAUAUAUUUAAUUAUGGCCAAAAAUAAAUA
Gastrolobium bilobum is the source of this 1407-nucleotide messenger RNA. RefSeq lists its product as uncharacterized. The transcript has 5 exons. Bases 72 to 1049 code for a protein of 325 amino acids. Lineage: Eukaryota; Viridiplantae; Streptophyta; Magnoliopsida; Fabales; Fabaceae. The record is from RefSeq and is a predicted model, not a curated record.